UCCAAAUCAACUCUAUCUUUUCAACCAACACAAUAACAUCCUCUUUCAUCCAUCCCAUUUAAGCACUCUCAAUCGUCGUCACCAUCACCCUGAUCUUCAUCUUCAGGGGUUGCAUCGUAACUAUCCUAAAAGAUGCACUCAUUUCCCUCAUAUGUCUGCACAACAAAGUACGAUUUCCAUCAUUGAUUCUCUUCCUUUUUCUCUUUCCCUUCGAUACCCAGAUCGUAAUUUUUACUCCCUGUGGAUAAAUCAAAAGUUUCUAGCUUUUGUGGGAGGUUUUCAGUUUUCCGUAUAACGUUGGGUUGAUGCGUGUAAUUUAGUGUUUUCAUCGAGUUAUGUCAGACUAUCGUUAGCAGUUGCUAUAUCUUUUCUUUUUCCUUUUCUUUUAUCGCCUUUUUUGUGAGUUUUUGAAAAUACCCUUAUCGAAUUACCGGCGAAAUUGCUGUUUUUUUAUCUGGGUAUUGGAUUAUUAUAUAUAAUUUAUUUUAUAUAUAUAUAUAUAUACACACACACACAAAGGUGGUUUUAUUGCAUGCAAGUUUGGUUACCAAAUGGGAAUGGAGAAAGUAUCAGGUGAAAGGAAGAAGAGGAGAAUGAGGCAGAAGAAAAUAACAGCAGUUCAGAAGCUGUAUGAUACGUGCAAAGAAGUCUUUGCCAAUUGUGGACCUGGAGUUGUUCCAUCUGAUGAGGGUAUUGAACGCCUAAAGGAUAUUUUAAACGGGAUGACUCAACUUGACGUUGGUGUACGGCCUAAUAUGCCUUAUUUCAGAAUUAGAGAAACAGGAGGAUUUCCUAAAAUUACAUAUCUACACCUUUCUGAAUGUGACAAGUUUUCGAUUGGAAUUUUCCUCUUGCCACCAUUCGGUGUACUCCCGCUCCAUAAUCAUCCUCAGAUGACGGUUUUCAGUAAGCUUCUCUUUGGAACCAUGCACAUCAAAGCUUAUGAUUGGGUGGACGAUGGCGCUUUGAUAUCAUCUGCUCCUAAAGCGGAUUCAUCAGAGGCUGAAGUAAAACCUGUUAGUGUACGUUUGGCCAAACUGAAGGUUGAUUCUGACUUCACCGCCCCUUGCAACACGUCGAUUCUUUAUCCGACAGAUGGCGGUAACAUGCACUGCUUCACCGCAUUGACCUCAUGUGCUGUGCUCGAUGUUCUUGGCCCGCCAUACAACGAUCCUGAAGGCAGACACUGCCAAUACUAUCAAACUUACCCUUUUGCUCAUUUCUCAGCUGACGAUAAAAAGUUGGAUGAUGGAGAGAAGAGCGAAGACUACGCAUGGCUGGAAGAGAUAGAGAAACCCAAGGGGUUAGCUGUGAUCGGAGCAAUCUACAACGGACCAAAAAUCGUCGAGAAAUGAAGCGGAUUUAAAAACUCUGUGUUUGUAUUUUCUGUUUUUUUUGGGGUAAAGAUGGUGUACAUAAUUUGAGCACAGCCAUAGAAAAGGGUUCAUGUAGAAUUUGGUGAUUCAAAUCUUAGCAAUUGGGAGAAAGUGUUGGCUAUAAAAGGGAGGGAAUAGAAAGAAAGAAAGAAAGAAAGAGUACUUUUCUUGAAUUGUUUGAGACAGACAUAGAGACAUGUUGGUGUUAUAAAUGGGUCCAUAUUUCCAUGGUUUUGCUCAA
Molecule: messenger RNA, 1617 nt
Organism: Cynara cardunculus var. scolymus (artichoke)
Lineage: Eukaryota; Viridiplantae; Streptophyta; Magnoliopsida; Asterales; Asteraceae
Product: plant cysteine oxidase 2-like
Exons: 5
Coding region: 552-1355 (267 amino acids)
Molecular function (GO): oxidoreductase activity, acting on single donors with incorporation of molecular oxygen, incorporation of two atoms of oxygen
Source: RefSeq, a predicted model, not a curated record